This is a messenger RNA of Drosophila obscura, 2841 nucleotides long. RefSeq names its product coiled-coil domain-containing protein 40 (gene l(2)41Ab). Bases 75 to 2750 code for a protein of 891 amino acids. Lineage: Eukaryota; Metazoa; Arthropoda; Insecta; Diptera; Drosophilidae. The record is from RefSeq and is a predicted model, not a curated record. Gene Ontology annotation, cellular component: cytoplasm. Gene Ontology annotation, biological process: axoneme assembly. The transcript is spliced from 6 exons.
CAUUUUAAAUAUUUACAUAUAUAUAAGCCUAUAUAUAUUUUUAUCAGAAAAAAUAAUAUAAUUAUUUUAAAAGAAUGUCGGACACUGAUGACUUGGAUUCGUGCGACUUCGCCAAUGUUUCGGAACUGGCUACUCAUCUGGCUCCUGAACCGGAACAAUUGGCUAUUCUUUCUCCGAAUCAUCCGCUUCUGUACAAGUUUCAACGGUCAUUAAAAGAUCAUCUGUUACGUACUAAGCAAAAGUUAGAAAAUGAAAUUGCCGAAAUUAAGUACCAAGUUAAAGCAAAGGAGCAACGACGGGAAGAGCAGGGGCUAACAUUAUAUGAUAUGCAGCAUAAAAUGGGUUUUCAAGAAGAACAAAUUAAAGAAAUAUCUUUAGAAAUCGAUAUGCACGUACAAAGCCGUCAAGUGGAAGAGUUUGGUGUGAAUACUAUUAAAAAAAAAUACGAAGAAAAAGAAAAACUAACUAGAUCUCAAAAAGCAUUAUAUCAUGAAAGGAUGGUGGAACUGGAAGAUCUGCAAUGCUUAGGUAGUAAUAUAAAACAAUGGGCUUUCGAUGUAGAAGAUGAAGUGAAAAAUGCUAAACGCAUUGUUAGCAGAGAUGCUCAAUUACAGAGACAGCUAUCUCAGGAGAAACGAAAAUCCGACAUUCUAUUUUAUCGGCUAGAAAUGGAAGUUAAAAAAAGAGAAAGUGAGCUACAGUCAAUUUGUGAAGAGGAAACAGCAAUAAAAGAUAUAGUAAGCAUUUUAAAUAUGAGUAUAGCAGAUGCCAACACUGAUCUAGAGGUAUUACAAAAUGAGCAUAAGCGGCUUACUCAAGCAUGGAGCGAAGUUAUUAUAGCAAUACAACUAAGAGAUAAAAUAUUAUUUCAAGUUCAGGACAAUAUGAGAAAACAUAGAGAGUCAAUAAAACUAAAUCUGGCCGGCAUUGAAGCAAUUAAGAAACAAAUUGCAAAGGAAAUGGAACUUAAUAGAAAACUGGAAUCAUUUAAGCAAAGAUUAACCGAUGAUACAAACUCUUUGCGGCGGGACUGUCAAGAAGAAAACGAAACGCUUUUUCGGUUACAAGCAAAGCUGGAUGAGUUACCAGACUUCUUAGCAAGCACUGAGGCCGAUCUACAAGGUGCACUGCGUGAUGGGACCAGAUUAUUAUCGGAAAUUCGGAAACUUGACUAUACGUUGGACAAAUAUCACCAAAAAAAAUUUCGAACUGAAGAAGCAAUAUUAAAGUUGGCGCAGGACCAACUUGUAGCGGAUAAGUCUACUGCUUAUAGAUUGAAAUUAUUAAAUAAGUCUCAAGAACGUCGUCGAAAUAUAGAUUUAUCAUUAUCAAAGGUACAAAGUCAAUUGGCGUCUUCUAUGCUCGACGUGGAAAAACUCAGAAGUGUAGUUUUAAAAACUAAAGCCCACAAUGAUGUAAUUACACAGAGUCUCAACCAAUCUGAGUUUAAAUCUAGCAAUCUUGAGACAGACCUAAAAAAAAUGCACUGUAAAAUUGAAGUAAAAAUGAAAUUGUUUGAAAAGGUCAGUAACAAAAUAGAAAUAAUGCAAAAGUUAUUUGGUGAAGCUUCCGGUAGUCCCACUGAACUGAAGAUAAAACAAAUCGAAAAAUCAAUUCACACUGGUGAGCUGCAAAUCCGAGAGCACCAACAAUUUUGGAUAAUGCUGCAGAAUCAUUUUGUAAAUUUAUCGCAAAAAAGAAAUGACCAGCUUAAUGAAAUUCAAGUCACUCGCAAACAAUUGUCUAUUAUAAAACAGAAGUCUCUAAAAAUUGACCAGGAGCUGGAAAUUUCUGAAAAUAAGACUAAAGAUUUGUGUAUGUAUAUACAGAAAUAUACAUCGAAGCUAGAAAUGCUUAACGAAAAAAUGUAUAAGAAGAGAAUACACCAUGAUUUGGAGGAGACUGAGUUUGAACACGAGCAGACUGAGCUCAGUCAAAAACUAAAGGAUGCCGAGCUUGGAAUAUUAAAGUUGGAGGGAGUGAUCUCUGAAUUACGAAACGGAAUUGAACUUCAUAAAGACUUAGUGAUAGAGAACCAUAGAGAAGCAUUAUCUUGGGAAUCAAAAUUUAAAUUACUUGAAGAAACAAUUCGAUGGUCAAAGACAGAGCGCUCAUUGAAUAGUGAAAUAGGCUCAAUGAAAACGGAAAUUCAUCGUAUGAAUAUAAGAUAUAGUCAACUCAAGCGAGCGCAGGAAAGACUGGUUCAAGACUUAGAACAUUGUGUUAUGCACCGUGAACAAAUUUUUGUUAAUGCAACUAUUAAAGAACAUGUAAGGGCAAAAAUAUUAAAACUUCAAACUGCUUCUCAAACUCAGGUACGACUUGAUGAAGUUCACAAUAGAGCAAUGCUAAUACAUAAUGAAAUAGCAUUUCUAUCAGACAAUCGUUUAACAGAAGAUGUCAAUAAGAUUGAACGCAUGAUUUAUAUGUUAAGAAGAAUUCAAUCAGACCUGAAUAAUAUUAUUGAAGAUGAUGUCAAGAUCAGACGACAAAUAGAGAAUGCUUAUUUGUCUAAACAUGCCAAUUUAGAACAAAUUAUUCGGAAACAGACGCGUGCUAAGGCAUAUCGAAGGCUUAAACUGAUAAAGUCACACCAAAGAAUAGUUCGCUCAGAGAUGACAGUAGAUCAGCUCUCCCAAAAACAAUCCGAUAUGAACAGCAAACUUAUGAAUAUAAUUCAAAAUCUGAUGAUUGACUACCCCGAAAAAAAAAUAUUCUUUACAAAAAUUAUUCAUAUCCUGAAGGAAUAAUAGGACGUCUUCCUUGUGCUCGCCAUACUACAAAAGAUUAAGUGCACUUGAAACGGACUUGAUUAAAAUCAAAACAAAAUAAAAUAUACCA